Misgurnus anguillicaudatus (oriental weatherfish) is the source of this 3763-nucleotide messenger RNA. RefSeq names its product glutaminase a (gene glsa). Lineage: Eukaryota; Metazoa; Chordata; Actinopteri; Cypriniformes; Cobitidae. Gene Ontology annotation, molecular function: glutaminase activity; protein binding. Gene Ontology annotation, biological process: L-glutamine catabolic process. The record is from RefSeq and is a predicted model, not a curated record.
GUUUUAUUCUGUUACGUACCGAAUUGAAGCAACGAGGGAAGAAACCGGCACGACUCUGUCAUAUAGAGGAUUUACGGACGUUAUAAAAACCACAUUACCGUUACUAUAACCGAAAAUAUCGUUCUCUUUUAAGCCUGUUGCGCUUGAAAUGUUACAAUUUAGGUUCUCGGGAGCGUUAAAGGAGUUUUGUAAACCGAAUCUGAGGCGCAUAUUGAAUAAUAGUAAGACAGAUAAUAAAACAAAAGUCGCGUCUCGCUCCAUCAGCGCCGCCGCCGGUGCGCUACCGCUGUCCUGGAGGCGCGUCGCCGCCGCUGGAAGAGGAUGCUGCGCGUCUUCGUUUAGACGCGCACUGUGUACCCGGACGGACGCGGCCGACCAAGCCCAGAAAAAUGCGCUCGGCCCUGAAGCCGUGGAGAAAAGAAGGAAGGCAGGCAUUUUGCCCAGCCUGGAAGAUCUCCUGUUUUACACCAUUGCAGAGGGACAGGAGAAAAUUCCAGCACACAAAUUUACCACGGCGUUAAAAGCCACUGGUCUGCGUACCGGAGACCCUCGUCUUAAGGAGUGCAUGGAGAUGUUGAAGGUCACGCUAAAAACCACAUCAGACGGCGCUCUGGAUAGACAACUUUUUAAAAAGUGUGUGCAAAGCAACAUCGUUCUGCUGACUCAGGCAUUCCGCAAGAAGUUCGUCAUUCCCGACUUUCAGUCGUUCACCUCCCACAUCGAUCAAAUUUACGAGAGCGCUAAAUCCUUGUCAGGUGGCCAGGUGGCGGACUACAUUCCUCAGCUAGCAAAAUUUAGCCCAAAUCUUUGGGCUGUUUCCCUCUGCACUGUAGACGGCCAACGAUACACCGCGGGUGAUACGAAAGUCCCGUUUUGUCUGCAGUCAUGCGUGAAACCCUUAAAAUAUGCCAUCGCGGUUCACGACCACGGCACCGAAUAUGUACACCGAUUUAUAGGGAAAGAGCCCAGCGGUCUACGAUUCAACAAACUUUUCCUUGAUGAAGAUGAUAAACCUCACAAUCCCAUGGUAAACGCUGGCGCCAUAGUGUGUACAUCUCUUCUCAAGCAAGGCGUAAGCAACGCUGAGAAAUUCGACUACGUGAUGAACUUUAUGAAGAAGUUGGCAGGAAAUGAAUAUGUCGGUUUUAGCAAUGCUACGUUUCAGUCCGAGAGACUGUCGGGUGAUAGAAAUUUCGCCAUUGGUUACUACCUGAAGGAAAAGAAGUGUUUCCCAGAAGGUACAGAUAUGACCGCCAUCUUGGAUCUAUAUUUCCAGUUGUGCUCUAUCGAGGUAACCUGUGAAAGCGCCAGCGUCAUGGCGGCGACCUUGGCUAACGGUGGCUUCUGUCCAAUCACGGGCGAGCGUGUGUUGAACCCGGAGGCCGUGAGGGACACCCUGAGUCUCAUGCACUCUUGCGGCAUGUACGACUUUUCCGGACAGUUUGCUUUCCACGUCGGUCUUCCGGCCAAAUCGGGUGUUUCUGGUGGCAUCCUGCUGGUGGUGCCUAAUGUAAUGGGUGUCAUGUGUUGGUCUCCUCCUCUUGAUAAACUGGGCAACAGCGUGCGUGGCAUCCAGUUCUGCACGGAUUUGGUCCAGCUUUUUAAUUUCCACAACUAUGAUAAUUUACGCCACUUCGCCAAAAAACUGGAUCCGCGCAGAGAGGGAGGAGAACAGCGGGUCAAGUCGGUUAUCAACUUGCUGUUUGCUGCCUACACAGGGGAUGUAUCUGCCUUGAGGAGGUUUGCGUUGUCGUCAAUGGAUAUGGAGCAACGAGACUACGACUCCAGAACUGCUCUCCACGUAGCAGCCGCUGAAGGUCACACUGAAGUCGUGCGUUUUCUCUUGGAGGCCUGUAAAGUAAAUCCAGAGCCCAAAGACAGGUGGGGUAACACGCCAAUGGAUGAGGCCGUUCAUUUCGGCCAUCAUGAUGUGGUAACCAUCCUUCAGGACUAUCACACCACCUACAGCCCCAAGGACAUCACAGCCGAUGGAGAAAAAGAGACGGCUGAGAAGAAUCUGGACGGGAUGUUGUAGAGAUGUUUAAAGUGGAGCAAACAGUUACAGAACAAACAAACAAACAGUGUUUGGACCCUUUUAAUCCUGUUUUGUGGUGUUUGUGGUGUGUGUGUGUAACCGCUGUAGUUUUGUUUUACUGUACUCGGAGGAAUGUAUGUAGAGUCUCAUAAAAGUCUUAUUUAGCCGUAACUCCACCUGAACGGGCAAUACAAAUCGAAUAUACUCAAAUAUACACUUUAAUAUGUAAGAUGUAACUGUGCGUUCACACCAGACGCGGAAGAGGCGGCAAGCGCAAGUGAUUUACAUGUUAAAUCAAUGCAAAGACGCAUUUGCAAAUAGUGAUAAGCGCGAAUGGUGCGCCGCCGAUGGCGCGUUUCGCGCGAAUUGAGCGUUGCCACAGGAAAUUUGAAAAAUCUGAACUUUGCCGGAUAUUCGCGCCACGUUAACCAAUCAUGAGCUUGCUCUAGUAGUGACGUGAUUACAGGAAGCGAGUAGAGUCGCCGACGCCCCACCCAUGACGCGAAUUUCCGCCUGAAUGUCUCGAAUGACUUAUGCCACGUAAACACCAAACGCGGGGCACAGCGUUACUUUCUCUAGAUUACUCGCGGGAUUUAACUUCGUGUUAUGCUAAUUUUUCGCUCAAGUUGAAUAUUUGGACAAAGACGCGUUUGAGCAGAAAGUGUGUGUUUUCGCUGCAAACGCGCCACCCAUAUCGCGUCAUUCGCAUCGCCUCACGCAAGGAUGCGUCUUUGCGCAAAUCGUUAAACUCGUGUCUGGGGUUAACCCACAGUAAAAAUUUCAUGUGCGGCUUGCAUUCGUAAAUGAAGCGAGUAAACUCAAAACUUUCAAGCGUCCAUAUAUUUUUGCCGCCUCUUCUGCGUCUGGUGUGAAUGCACAGUAAGACUAUAUAUAUAUAUAGUACGGUUUAAGAAGGUUUUUGUUUCGUACAAACAUAAAGAUGUCAAAUAGAUAUUUAAUCAAAGAUAUCUAAGAAUAGCAGCUUUAGAGCACUGACCAGCAUUAGGUGAGAUAUGUAACAAAUCUAUUUACUUUUUUAUUUAUUAUUUUACUCUAAAUGUUGACCACAAAACCAGUCUUGAGUCGCACAUUUAUUUGUAGCAAUAGCCAACAAUACAUUGUAUGGGUCAAAAUUAUCUUUUUAUUUGAUGCCAAAAAUCCUUAGGAUAUUAAGUAAAGUUUCGUAAAGAUAUUUUGUAAAUUUCCUAACGUAAAUAUAUCAAAACUUUAUUUCUGUUAGUGGAUCCAGUUGCUAAAGACUUCAUUUGGACAACUUUAUAGGCGAUAUAUUUAGAUUUUUGUUUUUGUACCCUCAGAUUCCAGAUUUUUAAAUAGUCUCGGCCAAAUAUUGAGUAUGUUUACAUGUAUUCUUACGGCAAUUAUGCUUAAUAAACGAAUAAUGUGUGAGGUCAGGUAAACGUGUAAAACGGUUUUCAUUUAUAAGGGAAAGCCCAUAAAUGGCGUAAAAAAACGAUCGGCACAUGUAGUUUUUUUCCUCAUCACCUAGAUUUCGGAUUGCAUGUAAACAUUUUAACCGGUUUUCUCACAGUUUUGUUCACGUGUGCAUGUCUCUCUUAUUUCAGCAUGUGACUUUAUCUUUCACACGCGGAAAUAAGCGCAAAGUAACGCAUUACGCAUAAAAGUCUGCACUCGGAUGGUCAAGUAGUUGGCAGAGACACUGCGAAAAUAAAAGCUCAUGUUACAUUUACAGUUUCUGCAGACACAAGA